CAUCCUCCACUUGCAUGGCGACGACCUACCCACCCCCGGCCGCCAGAUGCACUGCAUCCGCCGCUCUUUGCAUCCCCCACACCCAGCUUGCUUUCUUGCUUAGCUAGCUACCCCACCACUGCCUCCCUCCUGCUGCUGCUGCUUGCUGUCGCCUCCUGUCUCUCCUCCCUUUGCUUGCAUCUGUAGCUAGCAGCAGCUUGAUCUGGAAUACUCCAGCCAGCUAGCUAGCUCGGAUCGAUCGAUCGGGAUGCUGCCUGGGCGUGAAGAGAUCGAGGUGAUGAUCAGGUGAUCCAUCGAUCUAUAUGCUGCUGACUAGCUGCUGCAUGCAUGCCUGCCAUCCCGUCUCUUGAAUCAGCAGAUACCGCAUGCAGAGAUUGCAGGAACAGCUUAGAUCUGAUCCGAAUAUAUAUCUGGUUCAGUAUCAAGAAAUCGAGCUACAUAUGAAAACUUCAUUUCUAAGCUCCAGCAGCUAGCGUGAUAUGAUAGUGUGAUUGAUAUUUGAUACUUCCUUGAGAGAGACGCAUACGAUCGAAUCGGAUGCACUGCACCUGAGCUAAGCUAGCUCAAGCUCGCUCGAUCAGCUCAUGUACUUGUUGAGCCCAAGAAAUGGCGACGAGGAGGACGAACAGGAGGAAAUCCAGGAGCUGAUCAGCGACGACGAGCCGCCCAAUCUCAAGUUGGCAUCCUGCGCCACUGCAGCCAGCAGCAGCAGCAGCAGCGGCAGCGACAUGGAGAAGGGAAGAGGUAAAGCCUGCGGCGGCGGGAGUACGGCGCCGCCGCCGCCGCCGCCGUCGUCGUCAGGUAAAUCCGGCGGCGGCGGCGGCAGCAAUAUCAGGGAGGCGGCGGCUAGCGGCGGCGGCGGCGGCGUGUGGGGCAAGUACUUCUCGGUGGAGUCGCUGCUCCUGCUGGUGUGCGUGACGGCGUCGCUGGUGAUCCUCCCGCUCGUGCUGCCGCCGCUGCCCCCGCCGCCGUCGAUGCUGAUGCUGGUGCCGGUGGCGAUGCUGGUGCUGCUGCUGGCGCUGGCGUUCAUGCCGACGACGACGUCGUCGUCGUCGUCCGCCGGCGGCGGCGGCGGCGGCGGCCGCAAUGGGGCGACGACGGGACAUGCUCCCUACUUGUAGUCUUGUAGAUAAACAGCUGCAUCGAUCGUUUUUCUCUUGUUUUUUUUUCUUUCCCUUGGAUUUGGAGGUGUAGAGAAGCUCCCUCUCUAAUUAAUUACUUAGUGCGCAUCUUCUUCAUCAAUCUCAUCCAAUCGUUGUCUUUGUUCGGUUAAUCAUAGUAUAGUGGUUGGAGGUGUGUGAUUUGAA
This is a messenger RNA of Oryza sativa Japonica Group (Japanese rice), 1307 nucleotides long. Lineage: Eukaryota; Viridiplantae; Streptophyta; Magnoliopsida; Poales; Poaceae. The record is from RefSeq and is a predicted model, not a curated record.